Messenger RNA from Paramecium tetraurelia, 6888 nucleotides. RefSeq lists its product as uncharacterized. The record is from RefSeq and is a predicted model, not a curated record. The transcript has 4 exons. NCBI's taxonomy places the organism in Eukaryota, Ciliophora, Oligohymenophorea, Peniculida, Parameciidae.
AUGGAUCUAAUUGUUUUUGUAUUUUUUCUUUUACAAUCCCAUUUAGAUAAAACAAUUAAUAUCUCAUGUGAAUGUGCUCAUAUUAUCGAGGAACAUAAAUGCAAUAAUUCCCAAAAAUGUUUAUGGAAUAAUAUGAGUGAAAAGUGUUAAAUAAAUUUGAAUGCUGAAACUUAAAUUCAAAGUCUAUCAUAUUGUUCAUAAUUUGUUGAGGAUGAAUGCAUUUUAAAUAAAAAGUGUGCAUUUCACUUAGGAAAAUGCUAAGAAUUUACAAAAUGUGAAGACUUAUUGAAAGAUAAAUGCCUAUCAUCAUCGUAUUGGUGUAUUUCAAAUGGAUAAAUUUGCAUUCCUAAGAAUGAAUGCCAAGAAUAUAUAAAUAAAGUGAGUUGUCAAAAUAAAAAUAUACAUGGGAAAUAUUGUAUAUGGAAAAUAACAAUUGAUGGUCCUAAAUGUUUAAAUGUUGAAAGUUGUGAAGAAUUGCCUUAAAUCUUAAAUACAGACAAUGCUUGCAGAGAAUAAAUUAACAAUUGCACAACAUCUAAUUAAGGUGGAUGUAUGAGAUCAAAAGAUUAUUGUAAUAUGUAUACUUUAGAGGAGUAAUGCUUUUAAACUUAUUAGAAUGUUAAAUGUUUUUGGGAAUAAAAAUUAAAGAAAUGUUUUGAGAAAAAUUGUUCUAAUAAAUAUUUAUAAAUUCAUCAUGAAUGUUAAAAUUUUUUAUCAAAUUGCACCACUGAUGGCACUAGAUGUAUUGAUAAAUCAUCAUGUUAAUAAUAUUAAUAAUAAUAAGGGUGUGUAAUAGAUAAUCUUGGAAAUCCUUGUAUCUUUUAUUAAGGAUAAUGCUAUUAUAAAAAUUGUGAUUAGGCCCCAAUAACAAUAAACUCAAUGCUUUAAUGCUAAUCAUUUGAUAAUGGCAAUUAAGUCUGCGUAUCAAAAAAAAACGGAGGAUGUAAAAACAAACCGAAUUAAUGUGAUUAAUUAGAAACGUAAGAUUCUUGCCUAAUCACUAAUUAAGUAGCUGGCAAAUAUUGUAUAUGGGAUGAAAGAAUAUAACAAUGUAAAGUUAAAGAAUGUAAAGAUGCUCCUCUAAAUUUUGAUCAUAAUUAAUGUAUAUAAUGGCUGGAUGAUUAUUAAUGUAUAAGUGGACAAGGAAAUGGCUGUAUUGAUAAUUUUCAAAAUUGCAAUGACAUUAAGAAUCUAAAAAGUUGUGUGAAAAAUAAAAAUAGGAAGUAAUGUAUUAUUGAAAAUGAUGAAUGUUUUGAAGAAGAAUGUCAGAGUUUUAAAUAUCCUAAAUACGAUACAGAUAAAAAAUGUUCAGAUAAAUUAAGUAUUUGUACUUACAAUUAUUUAACUAAAAGUUGUAUUAACAAAGUAUGUGAAAAUUUAUCAGAUAAAGAAUGUAAUUAUGAUUUUGAAAUGAAUAAAUGUACAAUUCCGUCUGGUUGUUCACAUAAAAGAUGUGAGUCAGCUUCAUUUUAUUUAAGUUCUUAUGAAGAUUGUUAAAAUUGGGAUAUUAGAUGUACAAUAAAUAUAAUUGUGACAACAAGUAUGCUAUAUAUGAAUGGUUGUAUUACAAAAUAUAUGGAUUGUCACCAAUUUAAAUAUUAACAAUAAUGCACAUCAACAUUACAAGGAAUUCCUUGUUUUUGGAACAAUGAGAUAAAAUUAUGCGAAUUUUAAACUUGCAAUAAUGCUCCUGUCUCAUUAAAUACAAUAUCUUAAUGUUAAGAUUGGGUUAAGUACCACACUUAGAAAUGUGUUAAUAAACAGAAUGGAGGAUGCAUUGAAUAAUUUCCUUAAUGUUUGUAAUUGACUGAAGAAUUGUAAUGUACUAUAGGUUCAUUGAAUAAUUUAUGUUUUUGGAAUACUUAAACAAAUAAGUGUGAAGAUAGGACUUGUAUGAAUGCAAGUACUAACUUAAAAUCUAAUUUAUAAUGUAGAUAAUGGCUAUCAAAUUGUAAAUUAAGUAAGUCUGGAUUAGGAUGUGAAAUUGAUUCUGGAAUAUAUGAUUUAUGUACUGAUGCACCAGAGAUACAAUAGUUUAGUACUCAUGAAGAAUGCUAAGCAUGGAAUCCUAAAUGUACACUUAAAUUAGGAUCUAGUUGUGCAACUAAAUUAAAUUGUGAAAGCUAUUAAACUAACACUGAAUGUUUAACUGAUAUCAAUAAUUAACCAUGUCAGUGGAAUGGAACAAACUGUUAUACAAAGAAGUGCAGUGAUAUUUCAUCUAUUCCCACUACUGCUGAUGAUUGUUCAAACUUUUCUCCUUUAUGUACAAUUUCAACUGAAAUUGUUACAUGCUAAGAUAAGAAACCAAAUUGCAGCGAUUAUAAUAAUAAUAUGUCUGAUUGUAAAGUUAAUUCUGCAGGUUAAAAAUGUUCAGUGGACACUUUAACCUCAAGUUCAGGUUCAGACUCAACCUCAAGUUCAGGUUCAGGUUCAGACUCAACCUCAGACUCAGGUUCAGGUUCAACCUCAACCUCAACCUCAACCUCAACCUCAACCUCAACCUCAACCUCAACCUCAGGUUCAACCUCAACCUCAGGCUCAACUUCAACUUCAACCUCAGGCUCAAAGUCACAUACAGGUUCACCUACACGUUUAGCUUCUCGUUCAACAUCAUCUUAAACUUAAACUUUAACUUGUGUAGUUGCAAAAUAUUUAACACAAGUUCCAUAUUAUAUUUAUAGUUGUAGCUAUGAAAAUAAGGAUAAAGGAUUCCUAUAUUAAUAUUUUGACCCAUUAAAAACUUGUAUUGAAACUCCUUAAACUUGUGAUUAAGUUCCGAAAGAUUAAUGUGAUAUAAUUGCAACAAUCAACAAUGAGAUAUGCUCUUAUAAUGGCACCCAAUGUGCAGUCCUCAGUUAAAUAUCAAAUCCAUUGGAAGAUUGUAGAAUAGAAUAUUCAUAGAAUAGUUAGCGUUAAUGUAAACUUUAUUCGAAAACUUGUGAAUUAGAUUUUAUUCAAUAUAAUCGCUGCACUUUUACUUCUUGCUUAAAUGUUUUACAAAGUUAAUGCGAUUUAAUUACUUUAAACAAUAAUAUUUAAUGCGUUUGGAAUAAUUCCACAUGUCAAGUCAGAACUUGCAAUUACAUCAAUGAAGAACCUCAGUCUGUUGAGUAAUGCAUAUAAUGGUUAGAUUCUUGCUCCUAUGAUUAAACAAAAAAGAGUUGUACCGAUAGGACUUCGUGUUCUUAAGAAACAUCUGAAUUGAUAUGUAACAAAGUAUCAUAUAUCAAUCCAUAGGGGUAAAAAACAUAUUGCUUUUGGAAUUCAAAUGGUUGUUCUGAUAUUACAUUAUGUUCAUAAAUUUAUGAUCCAACGUCACAUUAAAUGUGUCAAUAAAAAUUGCCAACUUGUACAUCUUAAACAUCCCCCUCAAACACUGCUACCUGCAUUGAAAUUCCUUCUUUUUGUAAUUAGAUUCAAAAUUAAAAUUAAUAUGUAUUUGGAGUUAUGAAAAAUGCUUUUGAUUAUUUUGUCAUUUUAGAAUUUUAAAUUCAAACCGUAAUUUAUUUUAAAUUUGCAAAAACAGACAAUUAUAUUGAAAUAAGUUAAUGCUAAUUGAUUCCUAACUAAACAAUUGAUGCUUAGAAUUGUGUAAAUUUUAGUUUACUUUGUAGAAUAAAUGAAUAAUAUGAUGGUUCAACUACAUACUUUCAAUAUAAAUGCGAUUCCUUUCUUCUGUAUAAGAGAUGCCGAGAAAAAGAGUUUAUUUAUAGUUGUUAACCUUUUGCUUAAUUUUGUUAAGAUUACAAAAAAUAAGAAAACUGUAAAUUCGAUUAUCGAUAAAGUGAAUGUUACUGGGAGGCUAAAUUAAAUCAAUGUAUCAAUUUUUUAUGCAACGAGAUUGAUUAGUUAGUUUAAACCCAUUAAGAUUGCUAAUAAAUAUCUUCAGAUUGUACUAUUAACAUUUAAAAUUCAUAAUAUUCAUGUUAAAAUUUACUUUAAUGCAAUGAAUAUUAAGAUGAAUAUUAAUGUGUUAUCAAUUUAAAUCAUAAGAUAUGUAGUUGGAUAGAUAACAAAUGUAUUUUUGAUAACUGUAGGAAUUCUGCUAAAAAUAUGAUUUAUGAUAUUGGAUCAUGUGAAAAUAAUUAUGGUAGUAAUUGCACAAUAAAUGAGGAUAGAUCUGGAUGUAUAAUUAAAUACAAAAUAUGCAAAAAUUACAAUUAAUUCUAAUGUUUAACUCCUGAUCAAAGAAAUUUAUCUGGAUUACUCUGCUUUUGGGAUUAAAUCAAUUAAAUUUGUUCAGAACUAAUUUGUGACUAAGCUCCUUAAAAUUAUAAUUAAUUAUUUGAAUGUUAAUCUUUUAAUUAGAAUUGCUAACCUUCUUAAUGUAGAUAAUCGAAAUGUGAAGAUUUUAAAUACAACACAGAUACGAAAUGUUAAUCUGUACUUUCAAAUAGUUAAUGCACUACAAAUGGUUUCUAAUGUAUUUAAAGAAAAUAAUGUGAAAAUGCCAUCUAUUCUUCAGGAUGCACUUACUCAAUUGAUUUUUAAGAUUGUUAAUGGUUAGAAGAGGAAAAUUAAUGUGUUCUCAAAUCCUGUGAUUCUGCGCCUAAUAGCAUUUAAACUCAUUAAUAAUGUUAAUAGUAUUUCCAAGGAUGCACUGCAAAACUGAAUGGAGGUUGUAGUUAACUGACAACAUGCAAUUCAAUAUCAACCAAAGAAGGAUGUCUAACUGAUUAAUUUAACAUGAACUGUUUAUGGGAUGAGGAUAAGAAAUAAUGUAUUUAUCUAUAGUGUGAUACUAUUUGUGGAGAUGGAAUUGCAGGAUUGAAUGAAGAAUGUGAUGAUGGAAACUUAUUACCUUAUGAUGGGUGUUAUAAAUGUAAAGUAUAAUGUUAAUAUGGAUGUAAUGUUUGUGAGUCUAAAAUCUGUUUGGAUUGCUCCAUUGGUUAUGAAUUAAGUUCAGAUGCUUAAUGUUAUGAAAUUUGUGGGGAUGGCUUAAUUAAUGGAUAGGAAGAAUGUGACGACAUGAAUGAAAUCAAAGAGGAUGGCUGUUUUGGCUGUAGAUUUUAGUGUCAUAAACAAUGUCUUAUAUGUUCUUAAGGUUUAUGCUAACUUUGUUAAAAAGGUUGGGAAUAAUACAAUAAUUAAUGCAAAUCUGUUUGUGGAAAUGGUCAGUUAGUUGGGGAAUAUGAACAAUGCGAUGAUGGCAAUAAUGAUGAUUUUGAUGGUUGUGAUGCUAAUUGUAAGGUUGAAGAAAAUUGGAUUUGUAAUUAAUCAUAAAUUACUGGACUAAGUGAAUGUAUAAAUUAAGUAGCACCAAAAGUGCUCUUUGAGAACCAAUCUUAAAAAAGAGAUAGUGAAUAAAUUAUUAUGAUGUAAUUUAAUUAAUAAAUAAAGUUGAAAAUGCUUUGCAAUUUAGAAGAUUAUAUUAAAAUUAAUGUAACAAAGAAUGUAAACUUUGAUUACACUAUAGUUCCUAUUAAAUAAGCUACACCAACAUUAACUAAUGUUUAAUAUAAAAUAUAAAUAUCGUUAUUAGAAUCAGUUGAUGAACCUUUUGCUACUGUUUCAUUUAUAGAAUCAAUUCUUAUUAAUAAUCUCAAUCAAGAGUUAAUUGUGUUAUCUAAAACUAUAAGUUUAGGUAAUCCUUUAAUUUUAUCCCUUGAUGCAAAGAAUCGAUUAGAUAGUGCAAUAUAAUUUAAUGAAAUUAUGAUUUAUGUCUUUAUUGCAUCUUCCACUCUAUCAGUAUUAACAGGGAACUUUGAUUUAUUUUUCAACAUGCUGGCACUUUUGUAACAAUUGUCUUAUGUAAGAUAUUUAGCUGUGCCAUACCCAAGUCAUCUGGAGCAGUAUUUAAAAGUAUUUAAAAUAAUCUCAUUUUAACCUUUAUAUGAUAAAUUACAGAUUGAUUAUUAUUUCUCCAAAUUGAAUUUUGGUAAAACUCCAUUUAUUUAAUCAAAUAAUCCAAAAUAGGAUGAUCCUGAAUUAAAUAACGCUUUUUUCCUUGUAAAUGCUAAGAGCUUUUAUUUAACCAUGUUCACUACAUUUACACUGUUUAUAAUUUCAAAAAUAAUCAAAAAGAUCAGCCAUUAUGUCUAUACUUAAUUUUCCUCUUUUAAACACUUUAAAAGACUAAAAAUGUUGUAUAUAAUCUUCAGAAUGAUAAAAUAGUUUUCUGAAAAAACAUCAAAUUACUUUUUCUAUUCAGGAAUGAUAAAAGUUUUUAUAUCGACAUAAUAUUAGUUAAUGUACAGUGCUUAUAUCUAAUGUCCAGAAUAUCAAUUUAAUUUCUAAUUGUAGGAUAUAUUUAUCACUUUUAACUCUUUUAAUGCAUUAAUUGCUAUUAUAAUACCUCACUUAUUUCUAUUUAAAUCUAUUGUAGUUCUACAAAAAUAAUACAAAAUAGCAACUAAAAAUCGAUUUUCAAUAUUUUACGAAAAUGUUAAAUAAACCUAUUGGGCCAGAUACUUCAUUCCCUUUUCAAUGGUAAAAGUUGCCAUUUAUAUGGGGAUUGUUUGUUUUCUGAGUAAUUCCCCAGUUAUAUAGAUUAUAUCAUUAACAAUAUUAUCUAAUGUUUACUUAUAUUAUCUUUUGGUAGCCCAACCAUGUACUUAAAAAUUAGAGAAAAUCAAAAUCAUUGUUAGAGAAAUGACAUUUCUAAUAAUAGUCUCAUCCCUUUUUCCUUAUACAUCAGCUGUGGAUGAUAAAAUAAUUAAUUUAUUAGGAUGGAUUCAUAUAGGAUUAUUUUCAUUGAUCAUCGCAUCAAACAUACUAAUAGAUUUUAUAAAUUAACUAACGCAAUUAUUAAAUAAAUAUUAGUAAAAUAAAUUAAAAAAGAAAAAAUAAAAAGAGACUUCCUCUAAUUAUAAUAGUUUUAUUAUCAUUUCAGAUGCUAAUAUAUAAAACAAAAGACUAAAAUCUUAACAAUUAAUUACCAUUUGA